This is a messenger RNA of Toxotes jaculatrix (banded archerfish), 2176 nucleotides long. It is a transcript of the gene nr1i2, whose product is annotated as nuclear receptor subfamily 1, group I, member 2. Lineage: Eukaryota; Metazoa; Chordata; Actinopteri; Toxotidae. The record is from RefSeq and is a predicted model, not a curated record. Gene Ontology annotation, biological process: positive regulation of transcription by RNA polymerase II; cell differentiation; negative regulation of transcription by RNA polymerase II. Gene Ontology annotation, molecular function: nuclear receptor activity; RNA polymerase II cis-regulatory region sequence-specific DNA binding; zinc ion binding. The transcript is spliced from 9 exons. The coding region runs from base 214 to 1536 and encodes 440 amino acids.
GUGAGUCCAGAGAGGAAGAGCUACUGCGAUACUCCUUCUCACCUGUUGAGCGUUCAGCAAAUCCAAAACUCGGGGAUUAACAGCUGUGAGGUGAAACCCUGUGGACUACAUACAGCUGUUUGGACAUCUGGAAUCAACCAGUUAGUGUCAAGUCAGUGAGUUGAAUGACCUCAAUCACUGUUUGAUUAAAACUCGACCUUUAACCAGGUGAGAAUGAGCAAGGACGCCACUGGAGCAGAGACCAUCUGUGAAGCACUCACGAGGAAAAAUGAAGAGGAUGAAGAGGGACAGGUGUCAGAAGAUGAGGAGCCCAGAGCCUGCGGUGUGUGUGGAGAUCUGGCCAAAGGUUACCACUUCAAUGCCUUGACAUGUGAAGGCUGCAAGGGCUUCUUCAGACGUGCCAUAAAGAGGUCAACGCAGCUCCACUGUCCAUUCCUGAAUAAAUGCAUUAUAACCAAAAACAACCGCCGGUCAUGUCAAGCCUGUCGCCUCCGUAAAUGCCAGGCAAUAGGCAUGCGCAAAGAAAUGGUUAUGUCUGAGAAGGAGGUAUUGGAGAGGAGGAUCCGAAUCAAGAAGAAAAAGAUGUGUAAUGCUCCAAUACAGCUUUCGUCCCAGGAGAAGGAAACCAUUCAGGAGCUACUCUGUGGACACCGCAGCACAUUUGACUCUGCAUUUUCCAGCUUCAGCGGUUUUAGGCCUAUGGACAGAAUCAUCCUUUCUUCGAGUGAGUACAACCAGCCUGCAAGCGAGCCCUUUAACCCACUGACCAACUGCUCUACAAACACCUGCACUAAAAGAACAUCCUCAUGUGCCGACUCCCUCUCCUCCUCCUCCUCCUCCUCCUCCUCCUCCUCCUCCAGUCUCUGUGGUUCCUUUGAAAAACAAGAGAACCAAGACAGAGAAGAGAUUAGAAAAAGCAGUGUUUUUACUGCUCUUCCACACAUGACUGACCUCACCACAUACAUGAUCCAGGACAUCAUUAGUUUCUCCAAAAGUCUACAGGACUUCCGGUCUCUAACCAUGGGGGACCAAAUUGCUCUGCUGAAGGGAGCCACAUUUGAAAUUAUGCAAAUCCGCUUCAACAUGGUGUUCAACACAAAAACAAGCAUCUGGGAAUGUGGCCAUAUUACAUACUGCAUAGAUGAUGCUGUACGAGCGGGUUUCCAGCCGCUCCUACUGGAGCCCCUGUUCAAAUUUCACCACACACUGCGCAAACUGGGCCUGCAGGAGGAAGAGUAUGUUCUCAUGCAAGCCAUUUCCCUGUUUUCUCCAGAUCGUCCAGGUGUGCAGCAACACUCUGUGAUUGAUCAGCUUCAUGAAAACAUGGCACUUACACUAAAAAACUGGAUUGACUGCAAGAGAACAGGCCAAGAAAAACACUUGCUGUACCCCAAAGUGAUGGCCUGUCUUACAGAGAUGAGAACAAUGGCUGAGGAGUACAGCAAACAGGUUCUGCAGAUCCAGGACAUCCAGCCCGAAGAUAUCUCUCCUCUCAUAUUGGAGGUGGUCAGUAAAAACCCCUGUAAUGACUUCUGAUACAGACACCUGCUGUACAUGGACAGCUCAAGCACUCUGGGUCCACGUCUGUUGUUUGAUGAUGGAGACCCCAAAACUGAAAAUCGAGCUGAAUGUGCUCCUUGAUUUAAAGCAAAGUAUUCUGUUGUUGUACUCUUGUUCUGUCAUGUAACAGUCUUGAGCAUAGAAUGCACAAAAUCCCAAACAAAUGAAGAUGCUUGUUAACAUCGCAGUCUUGAAUGAGUUAAGUCCUGAGGAAAUGUUAACUCUCAUCUGUCAUCUGCACACAAGUCAAAGAAACCACAAGAAAGGCAGCAUUUUUACCAAGUUUGUUGUGUUUACUGGUUACAUUACUGUUGGAUUAUGGUGAAUUUGUCAUUUCUGUCUUGUUUUGGUCACAGUAAAUCCAUACUGUGUGCCUGUGAAUGAAUGUUGACUUAAAUUUGUGAGGUUUAUUUUUUUUUGUUGUUGUAAUGUCAUACAAAAUUGUCAGAGACUAUGAACUGUGUAUUUUCUCAGAGAAUGGAAAGAGCUAUAGUUGCAAAGACAAUCUUUGCUUUUUAUAUUUGUUACCUCAGUUUGUGUUUGGUUUUGUGCUUUGAUCACGUAAGACAAAAAUGCUCUAUACUUAUUUGAAAUAAAACUGACAAAGUGAAGUGAA